Molecule: messenger RNA, 6609 nt
Organism: Leptinotarsa decemlineata (Colorado potato beetle)
Lineage: Eukaryota; Metazoa; Arthropoda; Insecta; Coleoptera; Chrysomelidae
Gene: Nuak1
Product: Nuak family kinase 1
Biological process (GO): microtubule cytoskeleton organization; intracellular signal transduction; protein phosphorylation
Cellular component (GO): cytoplasm
Molecular function (GO): ATP binding; tau-protein kinase activity
Source: RefSeq, a predicted model, not a curated record
AUGGAAGUUAAGCAAGUAAUGGAUAAGUCUGAACCUGAAGAUGAAAGCAAAACUUCCUCUGCCGAAAUAACCUUGAAAUCGGCAACAUUGCCAAGAAGAAAAACUACCAAAGCAGAGAUUCAGCUGAACUAUCCAAUACCUAAACCCACACCCAUGGGAUUCAAGACUGAAAUGGCACAUAAUAUCAAGGCAUACCCUAGCCCAGUGACCCAGAAGACUGAGAUAAUGUUUUCAGUUUUUGAAAAUAGGGAGAAGAUGGUUUUAGUUAUGGAAUAUGCAGCUGGUGGAGAACUUUAUGAUUAUUUAUCUGAAAGAAAAGUGCUAGACCAGGAAGAAGCCCGCCGAAUCUUUAGACAAAUAGCAACAGCAUGCUAUUACUGUCAUAAGCAUAAAAUAUGCCACAGAGAUUUGAAACUCGAAAACAUACUACUUGACGAGAAUAAUAACGCUAAGGUUAUUUUUUUCAAUUUGUCAAAUGUCUUUGACGAUCAAAGACUUUUGAAUACUUUUUGUGGUUCACCUCUGUAUGCAUCUCCAGAAAUUGUCAAAGGAACUCCCUAUCAAGGUCCCGAAGUUGACUGCUGGUCCCUCGGCGUUCUUCUUUACACCCUUGUCUAUGGCGCUAUGCCAUUUGAUGGAAGUAAUUUCAAAAGACUUGUGAAGCAGAUAUCAAACGGGGAUUAUUAUGAACCAGCAAAACCUAGUCCGGCAUCUUCUUUAAUAAGCGACAUGUUGACUGUGAAUCCUAAAUCUCGGGCAGACAUAGAAAAAAUAUGCACUCAUUGGUGGGUGAACGAAGGCUACAGUGAAAACUGUCUUGAUAUAUCAGAAGAGUUAGCAAAUCAAACACCUGUUCGUUUGGAUGUUCUUUUAUCGUUAGCACCUCCGCCUCCACAACUGGAAAGUGAAAAGCUUAUGCUUACAGGAGAAGACCAGACUGCUAAGAUAGAAUCUAUUGCGCCUACCAGAUCUCAAUCUGUUGGCAGUUUUAUGGAACUUGCACAUCCAGCAGAAAGACGGAUUAAUGAUCUUCUUAAUGACGAUAAAAUAACUCCAAAGAGAAAGUUGGAGACUACAGUGAGUACUGAUCAAGCUAAUUUAGACAAGAGAAAAGAUAAGAUCGUCAAAGAAAACACAGUGGCUGAUAUCACAGUUCAUACAAAUAUAGAGAGUUCACCUCUAGAAGAUGAUAAUAUGAGUGAUGCCAACCCUCUCAAUAAAAGUUCAACUCAGACAUUGUCAAGAGAUAUGGAUAUAGAACAAAAUGAAGUUAUAACAGAUCCAUCUUCGCAAGGUGCAGCUUGUUCAGAAAUUUUGGAAGAGGCAGAGAAAACAAAGCUUCAAAAAGUAAAGAGAACUUUAUCUACAAGUUUGAGUACUAAAGUUUUGGAAGGCAUAAAUGAAAUACCUAGUCAAGAAAAUGUUGCUGACACUUUAGGUAAAGAAAAUGUAGAGAGUGUUCAAGAAACAAAAGUUGAUGAAAAGAAAACGUUUUCAGGAAGUAAAACCCCGAUCAAGAAAAAACUUGUAAAGAAAAAAGUUCUUACUGAUAGAGAUGAAAAUUCUAAAGAAAUGACAGCAAAUUCAGAAGAAAAAUCAGCCCCGUUAGAAGAAGUAAAAGAGAAAGAAAGUGAACCAGAGCCACCUUCCAAGCCUAUUGAAAGGAGAAAGUCAAGAAUUUUCGAAGCUGCUGAGAAAUUUCAGAAUAUGAUUUCCCCAACCGAGCCUAAACCAGCAUCUAUGGAAAAACCGAAAAAAAUAGUCAUACCUGGAGUGAGCGUAGGUGGUUUCAAAAAAGAAUUUGAACGAAAAGCAAGCUUAACAUCAACUUCCCCACCAAAGCUCAAAUCUACAUUAAGCAAGAGGAUUGUCCCAGAAAAGAAGCCUGAAGAGAAAGAACCAGUAGAACAAACAGUUGUGAAAGAAUCAGAGCCCGAGCCAAUAAAAAACGAGGAAGAUAUCAAGGAAAGAGUGCGAAAUGCAGUCAGUAUAAUUUCAAGUGCCUUAGACAAAGAGGGGACGAGAAAAUCCAAGUCCCGACCUUGCAUAAUGAGAAAACCUCCGGUUCCUUUCGGAGUCAGUGGACGAUCUGCUUCUGGCAAUAUUGGUAUGCUCACGAGUCCAUUGUCUCCUCCACCAGGCCCCAAGCCGUUUAUCAAACAUAACUUCGAUAAAAUGGAAGUUAAGCAAGUAAUGGAUAAGUCUGAACCUGAAGAUGAAAGCAAAACUUCCUCUGCCGAAAUAACCUUGAAAUCGGCAACAUUGCCAAGAAGAAAAACUACCAAAGCAGAGAUUCAGCUGAACUAUCCAAUACCUAAACCCACACCCAUGGGAUUCAAGACUGAAAUGGCACAUAAUAUCAAGGCAUACCCUAGCCCAGUGACCCAGAAGACUGAGGUUGUUGUUCCUGUUUCAUCUGUUACUUCUAUACCUUCAACUGGAUUUAGGUCAACCUCAAUAGAGCAACAUAGUGUAGUAAAGGGCCGGUCCAAAGAAAGAAUUAUACCAAUUUCAUUUGAAAAAGAAGAGGAAACCGAGGACAAUGUGCAAUCACCCCCAUCUAAACCUCCCGUGCCAAGGUUUUUCCAAUCUCAAAGAUCGGAUAGUUCACAGAAGACUUCCCUUUCAAGGCAGUCAACUCAAGAUUCUGAUACUGAAACUGUAGGUUCAACAGGAGAACCCAUUAAAAAGUCACCUAGAGAGUACAUAAUACCGAUAGCCGUAGAGGGAGGAGGCUAUGUAACACCAAGAGCUGGCAGUUUGGAACCUAGUGAAACAGUCAGCAGCACAACUAGUACCAUGACCAAUAGGAGCAAGACGAAGUUCGGAAGAGCCAGGAGAAUGAACUCCCUAUUCAGCGACAGAGACUCUGAAGAUGAAUCUUCUCCAUUUUCCACCUUACAUCGACAUGGAUCAAUUGGAAAAGACAGUGAUAACGAUGAUUCUAAAAGAGAUGCUUUCCAUCUGCACAGGCUAAGGAGUACAAGGCCCAAAAGAUCGAACUUGGAGCACACUGAUUCUUUGAGCUCUGGAGAAGAGGAUGAUGAUGAAGGAUUUGAAAUAUUAACUGCAGAAAACUUGUUUUCCACUCUGCUCUCUAGGGUUCGAGAUUUAACCCAAAAACUAAAUGUUGACGAUGGAGUUAGACCUGGUUUCCCAAGCAGUCGACUGCUGAGUCAUUUUGAUCACGGUACAAACUUCUGGAACAGAAUGGAACAUCCCCUUUCAAGGCAUUCUUCGUUGGGUAGGACGUUCAAUCGAGAUAGGCCAAUAUCGAAAGCAAGUACUGGUAGUAGUUUUGGAGUACCCUGGAGGAGAAGUGUUAGCAAGGAUUUAGCAUCUGAUAUUGACAGUGUAUUCAAAAAUGCAACAAAUACUACUGCUCCACGUCCAACUGGAGGGUAUUUUUCCUGCAACCAACCUAUUCCCGUUUUUUCAAUGGGCAUCGUUUCGCAUGGCCGUGACGGUGUUGUGUGGUUGCAGCGCGAGUGCGUGUUACGGUGCAUGUGCCCUGCGGACCAGCCACACAGAAGGGCACCCACUAACUGCCUGCUGGCUACCUGCUACAACACAGACUCGCUGCCGCAGAUGUUUUGUGCCAAAAAUUCAUUAACUUCUGAAGAUGGUUCGAAGAAUGAAAAACUUAAUUUAGCAGACCUCGAUUUGAAAAAAUUUGGUUUCUCACAAGAAGAUGCUUUAGCAUUAUCAUAUCUAACGCCAGGUCUCUCUAGAAGGAUUCAGAAACAUAUACUUGCUCAAUUGGCACCUUCUGAAGAUAGAAAACUUUACCGAACAUUAUCAUCUCGCACCUCAGGAGAACAAGAUGUAUCGCAUGGUUUCACUUCUACACUCCCAAGAAAGUUUUCUAUUGAAAAUUCCAAUUCAGUUUUAACAGAGGAAAUAGAUAGGCCAAAAGAGUCCAACUUGAAAAUGCCGAAAUCUCUCCUUCCAAUUAAACGAGAUGAGAAUAAACCUUCAUAUGAGUUUAACCUCAGAUCGUCAAGUAUAGGCGCUGAGCCUAGAUGUGACAAUAAGUUCAUGUAUAGAAAACCAAAAGUUACAAAGUCGUUUUCUGUGCGAGAACCAAGGUCCUAUUCAGUGGCUAAAACCGAUAUUCAGAGUCCCGAUUCCAGUAUUUCAGAAAGCUUUUCAAAUUCAAACAGAAAUGAUAGUUUGGAGAGUAGUUCAAAGUGCAUAUCAGACUCGUCUGCAUCAAGGCCUUAUUCAAAGUAUUCAUCAGAUUCCUUAUACAGCAGAUAUUCGCCUAAUAAAUCAUCGCAAUCUUUGGCAGCUACGGAUAUUCACAAGACUGAUUUAAAAAAACCGUCCAGUGCAAGAAUGGUGUCGAGAUUUUUGAGACCUGACUUUUUUGAUACACCUAAAGAAGACAGUAUUUUUUUCAAGGAAAAGAAAGAAAGGGAAAUGGAAACACAGAAGGUUUUAAAGGAAAUUAGAGAUAAAAGAAAAUGUAGAUUAAGUUCCAGACGAGAUCGAUCUGGUUCUAGAGAAAAACAGGUGGAAAAUAAACCGAUUCAGGAUAAUUUUGAAAAUAGAAAAGAGGAAAUUGUAAAAGAAACCAGACACUUGCUUUCAAAUGCAACUGAUAGUAUCAAAAGCUUGGAAAAUGAUGUGACGAACGUUCAUGAUUAUGUAAAUGUUUCUGUGCCUGUGCAAGUAGAAAGCAAUUCAAAAGAGUCACACCAUUCAAAAUCUCUACACGAUUAUGUAAAUUUGAAGUCUUGUGAAAAUUCAGGUCCUGCAGUUAAAAAAGAAAGGUCUUCUAGAAUUGCACGUCCAAAAAGUUACCCAACUGAGAACAUAACGGAAGACAAAAAAAGAGAUAUUCCUGAAAAAGAAUCAAAAAUAAGCAAACUUCGCAAGGGUUUGACAAAGCAGUCAAAAGAAAAAUCUAAAGAAGAUAAAAACGAAGUUAAUAAGUCUAUAAACGAAGAAGAAAAGGGUCAUAAAAACAAGUUAUUACAAUCAAUAGAAAAGAAACUUGAAAAAUUCAGGUCUUCAAAAGAUCCAGAAGAAAUGAGAGUAGUUCAAGAAAAAAAAUCUACAGUAGAAAAUGCCAUCAAGCGGUUACGGGAACAGAGUUUGCCAAGAAACUUGGAACACUGUACAGAAUCUGGUUUAAUUAAAAGAGCAGUAUCUGUGGAGGAUCUGUCAGGCGCAAAGCCAUUACAAGCAUCUAGGAAGUCAGUUACUAAAAUCUUGGGUCUUUUUAAAAAAUAUGAGGAACAAGAUAAAAAAAAAGUUACAAAAAAAACUAAAAAUAAAUCGAACAAAUGUGGUGAUAAAGAUAGUGAUAAAACUACCGGAUCUGUGAUUGAAAAAGAUGGAACUGUUCAAGUCAAUUCAAAUUGUAAUGAAAACGAAGCGCCUCCUAGUGGCCCUAGUCAAUCAGAACCCUUAGAAAAAAAAGAACGCCCCCGAUCAUUACUUCUUGAUAAAAUGAAGCAGUUUCGAAAUGGUGCUAAAAGUGAUACAGGAUUGAAUGAAAAGGAGUCAAAAGUCAAAUCGAAAUUGCCUGUUAACUCCUUCAGGCGUAGUUUAAACCUAGACAACUUGCCUGAACCUCCCAAGUUCUAUAAAAAUCCCAGUAGAACUAAUCUUACAGCAAGUGUUGAUAAGAAAGUAGACCGAAAGCACUUGAAGUUAGAUUUGGACAGGGUACCCAACAGAAAUGAACCAGUCAUAAUUGUAGAUCCUGCUCCCAGUUCGAGUAAUUGUGAAGAAAAUUCUAAUGAAAACCGAAAUUCUCUAACGACAACUGACGACAGUUCAACUGUAUUGUCUCCUUCUGAUGACUAUAUGAGUUGUGAUUCAUGGUCAGUCUGUUCUGAUUUUCAUCAUAAUAAUGAAUUACAUUCUCCACUUUCCCAAAAUGGUCAUGUUUAUUCAGGUGACGAAAACGAAUCAGUUAUUGACAGAAUCCGAAGAAAAAGUUUCUAUACUAGAUUCAAUGAGAAGAAAAGAACUCGUAAACCAAAUUCCUACAGAGAUCUUGAAUUAGGAUAUAAAUCUCUAACAGACUAUAGUUCUUUAGAUCGGAAAAAUUACGAUUAUGGAAAUCCAGUUACUCGCAGAUCCAGUUAUGCUUCCACACUAUAUGAACCUUCCAAAUCCUACAGACCCUAUAAUAGAAGUUCUUCGUUAAUGAGUGACUAUGUUAACAUGCCCAACCGCUACCAGACUUAUAGUUCCAAAAUUGGUAGGCCUGUUUCUUCCUUAUACUCUGAUUCUGAAGAUAAUAUUUUGGAUGAUACCUAUUCAACUGCUAAUUCUAAAAAGUACAGUUCCCAAAUAGCAUCCAGGCCAAGUAGAACAUCUGUCUCACCUGUAAGUGAAUAUUUUGACCACUCUUCGUCCUCCGUAAUUCCGUCUACUACUUCAGGACCUGUUUGAGAUGUUUCUCAAUUUCUUUAAUGUAACUUUCAACUUUUGGUACAACUCUCAGAUCGCUAUGAAUUUAUUUCAUGGUCGUUCAGUUUUUUAUCUAUUAAUAUUUAAUAUCUUUUUGUGAAACCAAUCAUUAGUUAAAUUGUUGAUGAAAUUUUUAGGAAGAUUAGGUUAAGUCUGUUAAAUUGAGGAUUUUUUUUUCAU